UGGUGGUGGGUGGGAGGACGUUAACUUGGAGUCGGUGUGUCUGAAAGUGUCGCGCGGCGCUGGUCUGGUCUGGCGGCUCUCGGUGCUGAAGGACGGCGGCAGCGGCGGCGGCUCUGACUCGGCUGGAAUGCGCGCAGGCAGCGGACUGUCCCUCCGCGAGGAUUCCGAAAGUUUACCCGUCGCUCCAAACUUUCCGCCGGGCUUCAGCUCGCCUGAACUCGGCCUGUGAACCGUCGGUCCCACAUGCGUCUGUACCCCCCUCAUUCAACCAGGUGAGCCCGCCGUUCGAUCCCCUGAGGGGGGGCCGCGCCGGCAGCAGCUCCGGUUUGGACCUGUUCGCACACGGCGGCGCGCGGAUCUGUUUUCACGAAGCCGCCUCGGGUCGCUGCUGGAGAACAUGACCGGAGAACCGGGGAGCACCGGGACGGUGACACGGCGGAGGAGCGGCAGAGCCCCGCGGGGAGCGGCGUGGCUCCUCGGCUUUAUCAGCCUUCAAGUGCUGUCCACCCAGGCCGCCGCUGUCUACUUCACCAAGGAACCCACGUCCCAGGAUGCCUUGCACGGCCGCAGUGCGAUGCUGCGCUGCGAAGUCAGUGAUCCGGCGGAUUUCACGUACAGAUGGCUUCACAAUGGCGAGCGCCUGCAGCACGAUGACCGGCGCUUCCAGGAAGGAAGUAACCUGAAGUUCACGGCGGUGGACCGGCGGCUGGACGCUGGGAACUUUGUGUGUGUCGCCGAAAACGCGGCAACCGGAGAGUUCGUCCAGUCCAGCAACGCCUCCUUCAACAUCAAGUGGCUGGAAAGUGGCGCUCUGACACUGAAGGAGCCGCUUUCAGAGGAGGAUAUCCAGAGCUCCUCACCAGUGACGCUGCGCUGUCAUAUCGACGGACACCCUCGGCCAACAUGUCAUUGGUACAAAGACGGCGUGAAGCUGACAGAGAAGACCCAUCAGAUCAACAACAAGGAGCGAACGCUCACCAUUAAGAGCGCCAGCCCGGAUGACAACGGCCUGUACUCCUGCUGCGCCAGAAAUGCCGCCGGGAGCGUCUGCAGCAAUCCAAACUUCACCCUCAGCAUCAUAGAUGAGAGCUUCCCGCGGCCGGUGGUCACUCCUGAAGACCAGGUGGUGAUGAAGAAUGAGGAGGCGGUUUUCCACUGUCAGUUCACCGCGGAACCUCCUCCGACGCUGGAGUGGUUCCAUGAAGACGACUCGCUGUCCAACAAAUCCCGCGUCUUCCUGUUGUCCAACGGCAGCCUGCUCAUCAAACAGGUCAAACCCAGGAACACUGGAACCUACAAAUGUGUUGGUCGUGGUCUCCGAGGAUCCCACGUGGCCCUGGAGGCCUCCCUGGUCAUCGCUGAAAUAGAAGACAUGGAGCCCAAGAUGUCAAAGGUCUUCCAAGUCAACACCCAGCAGCGGGUGGCGUGUCGGCCCCCACGGGGCAAACCGAGCCCCGACGUGUGGUGGGAGAGGGACGGCCAGCGGAUCCCCACUGAAGGUCGGGUGUUCCAGGACGGCCUGAACCUAGUCUUCAACCCCACAAUGGAGGGAGAUUCUGGCGUUUACACCUGCGUGGCCCAGAACAAGGCGGGACGGAGAACGCAGGAGGCUACAGUCACCGUGGCCACUCCUCCAGAGUGGGUGAUGAAACCUCAGGACAGCAACUUGGAGGAAGGUAAACCCGGAUACCUCCACUGUCACACUCGAGCCAACCCCCAGCCCGAGGUCACGUGGAUGCGCAACGCCGCCGUGGUCAAACCCGAGGACCCGCGCUUUAAAGUGUUCCCCAACGGCACCCUCAGGAUCAAUAACGUGGAGGUGUACGACGCUCACGUGUACAGCUGUGAAGCCAGGACCGCUGGCGCCAGCCUGUCUGCCCACGCUCGAGUCGCCGUACUCGAGAAGCUGAAAUUCACGCCGACCCCCCAGCCGUCCCAGUGCCUGGAGCUGGAUAAGGAGAUCACCAUCCAGUGCUCAGCUAAGGGCAGAGAACCCCCCACAAUCCGCUGGACCAAAGCAGGUGGAGGAGAACUGCUGCCUCACGUUGAGCAGAGGAACGGCCAGCUCCAGUUCACCAAAGUGACCCGCAGCGACGCCGGGAACUACACAUGCAUCGCCUCCAACAGCCUGCAGGGGGAGAUCAGAGCCCUGGUGACUCUCAUUGUAGCUGUGUACAUUCGGUUCAAGUUGGAGCCAGAAAACACCACGGUGUAUCAGGGCCACACGGCUAUCCUGCACUGCCAGGCCACCGGAGACCCUGAGCCCCACAUCCACUGGAUGCUGAAGGACACCAUGCUGGACAUGAGCAAGAACAAGAGGUUCCAGAAGAUGCCCAAUGGCUCCUUGGUGAUCUCUGACGUCACCACAGAUGAUACGGGCAGGUACACCUGUGUGGCUGGAAACAGCUGCAGCAUCAAAUCCCACGUGGCUCAGCUGUAUGUAGUAGAGAAGCCGACACAUGCAUUUGAUGUAGACGAAGAACGGGCUCCUUACAAGAUGAUCCAAACCAUCGGCCUGUCUGUGGGAGCGGCUGUGGCUUACAUCAUUGUGGUGUUGGGACUGAUGUUCUACUGCAAGAAGAGACGAAACGCCAAAAGGCUGCAAAAGGGCCAGGAGGGCGAGGAGCCUGAGAUGGAGUGUCUAAAUGGAGGGGCAGUUCAGCAAAAUGGCCACACCACCGCUGAGAUCCAGGAGGAAGUGGCGCUCACCAACAUGGGAACCAGCGCAACAACCGAGAAGCGCCACAGCCACGUCAACAACGACAAACUUCAGUUUCCUCGCGCAAACCUCCAAACCAUCACCACGUUAGGGAAAGGGGAGUUCGGCGAGGUGUUGCUGGCCAAAGCCAAAAACAUCGAGGAGGGCGAAGAGGAGACGGUGGUGCUGGUGAAGAGUCUGCAGACCAGAGAUGAGCAGCUACAGCAAGACUUCCGCCGUGAAGCCGAGAUGUUCUCCAAGCUGAGCCACGCCAACGUCGUCCGCCUGCUCGGCCUGUGCAGAGAAGCAGAGCCACACUACAUGAUCCUGGAGUACUAUGACCGGGGAGAUCUGAAACAGUUCCUGAGGAUCUCCAAAAGCAAAGAUGACAAAGUGAAGUCUCAGCCUCUCAGCACUAAAACCAAAAUUUCUAUCUGUGCUCAAGUGGCUCGUGGCAUGGAACACCUGUCCAACCAUCGCUUCGUCCACAAAGACCUCGCUGCCCGAAACUGUCUAAUCAACAGUCAGAGGAGGGUCAAGGUGUCCUCGCUUAGCCUCAGCAAGGACGUCUACAACAGCGAGUACUAUCACUACAGACAGUCGUGGAUCCCGCUGCGCUGGCUGCCGUCAGAGUCCGUCUUUGAGGACGACCUGUCCACCAAGUCGGACGUGUGGGCCUUUGGCGUGCUGAUGUGGGAAGUAUUCAGUCACGGGGAAAUGCCAUAUUCCAAACUCGGCGAUGAUGAGGUCUUGGAAGGUUUGAAGGCGGGGAAGCUGAAGCUGCCCCUCCCAGAGGGAUGCCCCUCUAAAAUCUACAAACUCAUGACGCGCUGCUGGGCGCUCGGCCCCAAGGAGCGCCCGUCCUUCACCGACAUCGUCCACAUGCUGGGAGAGCUGCCGUCUGACAGCAAGGUUUAAGCAGGCCGUUCCCGCCACCCCCUCACCGCUAGGACUCAAAUGCUGGAUUAUUAAAAGACCCGGGAGGUGGGAUGAAGAGAGAAACAACUUUAUGAAUGGAUCCAGAGUGUGGAUCAGACUAUUGCUGUUUAGUGUGAACGUCUCUGUGUGAGCCGCACUGGAGCUCCGCCUUAAAUCCAACACAGAUGACCUGCCCCCCUCGUCCGCCCGCCUGUUUGUGCGUGUGCACGCCGCUCUUUGAGAGAGCUUCCCAACCGCAGUGCCUCCACCCUUCACUCCCUGCUCCGCCCCAGAACCUGUGAAGAACGCCCCCCCCCACCAGCUCUGACAGAGAACCCUGCAUCUUUUGGAGAUGGACGCUCCUCAGACCAGUGAAAACAUUGCUUCCGUUAAAUCAGACCCCUCAACUUUGGGUGUACCCUAAAGUGUGUCUGUGUGUUUGUUUGAUCAAUGUCUGCAGAAGUGAAACAUGUCUGCAUGAAGGUUUGUUGUCUGUUACUUCACUGAUUUACAACAAUCCACGUCACCAACACAAGAAAAGAUCAUGUUUUAUAGCCAAGGAACGGAUGAGAUUGUGCCAGUGUGAACUUUUCUAUGUUUUUAUAAAGUUGCUUUUCUAUUUUCGAGGUGCUUUCUGUUGAUGUGCAAAACCGACCAGAACACGCGGAUGUUGCAGCGCGUGUUAACCCGCGAUUGAAAGUCUUCAAAAUCUGUCGAGGUCCAAAAUGUUGUGUGUGUCGUUACAAUGUGGACCAUCACACCAGGCAAAGUGUAAAUAAUGUAGAAGUCAUGCACUAACUUCACUUCAGACCAUCCUUCUGCUUCUUAUGGUGUUGUGUAGAAGGACACGCAGGUGCCUGCUUAUUUAUGAUGAAGGUCCUGUUUUUUUUAAUUAUUUUUAUUUUAUACUGCAAAGGUACUUUGCUGCAAAAGUACUGUGAGGUAAUCAUGCUUUCAUUCCCAUUUCAGUCUGGACUCGAUCUGAGCAUGCUGACAAUAAAACCCGACAAAUGCAGGUAACCAGAAUUCGUUUAAGUGCCUAGUAAAUGAAGGAUUAUCUUAACCAGUUCCCUUUUUUUUGGAUAUCUAAUCAAAUGCAAUUCCUUUUUUUAUCAACUUCUUUUUAUAUAUAUGUGGUUUUUAGUGUAAUGUUUUUGUUUUUAUAUGAAUGCUAGGAACUCACUCCUCGGCUUUGUUUUAAUAUGCUUCAGCAAAUGUUCACAAUAAUCAGAUAUAUUCAAGACUAUACAUGCUGCUGUCAAUAAAGGUUCAUUCUUUUCACUGAG
This is a messenger RNA of Oryzias melastigma (Indian medaka), 4902 nucleotides long. RefSeq names its product protein tyrosine kinase 7b (gene ptk7b). Gene Ontology annotation, cellular component: plasma membrane; neuronal cell body; axon. Gene Ontology annotation, biological process: synapse organization; homophilic cell-cell adhesion; protein phosphorylation. Gene Ontology annotation, molecular function: ATP binding; axon guidance receptor activity; protein kinase activity. The record is from RefSeq and is a predicted model, not a curated record. The coding region runs from base 398 to 3616 and encodes 1072 amino acids. The transcript has 19 exons. NCBI's taxonomy places the organism in Eukaryota, Metazoa, Chordata, Actinopteri, Beloniformes, Adrianichthyidae.